AUGACAAUCCCACCCAUCGACCCUCCCAUGGACGCGUCUUCUCUAUCUGGAUCGUCUCCGCUUCCCUCAGCCCUUUCUAGCGGCGUCGAUCCUUCAUCUCCUUACCAUCUUCACCACUCCGAUAACCCCGGUACUGUCCUCGUUACUGUUCCUUUAAACGGCUGCAAUUACCCGACUUGGAGACGCGCCAUGCGCAUGGCUCUCUUUGCCAAAAACAAAAUGAUGUUUGUUGAUGGUUCACUUGUGCGCCCUUCUUCUCUGGCUUCUGAUGUUCAAAUAUGGGAUCGCUGUAACUUCAUGGUGUUGUCUUGGAUCUUGAACGUUCUAACCCAAACGAUCACCGACAGUGUCAUCUAUGCUGAAACGGCUUCAUCCGUUUGGCAAGACCUUGAAGAGCGCUAUUCUCGCAGCCAUGCCCCUCGCAUCUUUCAGUUGAAACGCUCGAUUGCGACCAUCCAACAAGGGACUGAUUCCCUUGCUGUCUACUUCACUCGUCUCAAAGUCUUGUGGGAUGAGCUUGCUUCAUGCACUUCUGCUCCAUCUUGCGCUUGUGGUACUCCUGGUUCGUUGCAUUCGACUGUCCAGCAGGAGCGGGUUUACCAAUUCCUGAUGGGGUCUCUGAUUCUUAUGCCCCCCCUCCGCUCGCAAAUCCUCUCCACUGACCCCUUGCCUGAGGUCAAUCAGACUUAUCACAUCUUAUUGCAGGAAGAACAACAGCGAGCACUCUCUUUACCACCUGUUCUCUCUGAUACGGCAGACAUGGCUGUUCUUCGUUCUUCUCAGCAGUCUCCAGAUCAACGCAGCACCAAGUCUGGUUCUUCUCUUUCUGCCUAA
Messenger RNA from Telopea speciosissima, 834 nucleotides. RefSeq lists its product as uncharacterized. Bases 1 to 834 code for a protein of 277 amino acids. The transcript has a single exon. Lineage: Eukaryota; Viridiplantae; Streptophyta; Magnoliopsida; Proteales; Proteaceae. The record is from RefSeq and is a predicted model, not a curated record.